Messenger RNA from Condylura cristata (star-nosed mole), 3826 nucleotides. It is a transcript of the gene LIN7C, whose product is annotated as lin-7 homolog C (C. elegans). The coding region runs from base 21 to 614 and encodes 197 amino acids. Gene Ontology annotation, cellular component: cell-cell junction; basolateral plasma membrane; MPP7-DLG1-LIN7 complex. The record is from RefSeq and is a predicted model, not a curated record. Gene Ontology annotation, biological process: neurotransmitter secretion; protein localization to basolateral plasma membrane; maintenance of epithelial cell apical/basal polarity. Gene Ontology annotation, molecular function: L27 domain binding. The transcript is spliced from 5 exons. Lineage: Eukaryota; Metazoa; Chordata; Mammalia; Eulipotyphla; Talpidae.
UCUGCGGGCAGAGGGAGAAGAUGGCGGCGCUGGGGGAACCUGUACGGCUGGAGAGGGAUAUUUGUAGAGCAAUUGAAUUGUUGGAAAAACUGCAAAGAAGUGGAGAGGUACCACCACAGAAACUUCAGGCUUUACAAAGAGUUCUUCAAAGUGAAUUCUGCAAUGCUGUAAGAGAGGUGUAUGAGCAUGUCUAUGAGACUGUGGACAUUAGUAGCAGUCCUGAAGUGAGAGCAAAUGCAACUGCAAAGGCUACUGUUGCUGCAUUUGCUGCCAGUGAAGGACAUUCUCAUCCUCGAGUUGUUGAGUUACCCAAAACCGAAGAAGGCCUUGGAUUCAACAUUAUGGGAGGCAAAGAACAAAACUCUCCAAUCUAUAUAUCUCGAAUAAUUCCAGGUGGAAUUGCUGAUAGACAUGGGGGCCUCAAGAGAGGAGAUCAGCUCCUUUCUGUUAAUGGCGUGAGUGUUGAAGGAGAACAUCAUGAAAAAGCUGUAGAACUACUGAAAGCAGCACAAGGAAAGGUUAAAUUAGUUGUGCGGUAUACACCCAAGGUCUUAGAAGAAAUGGAGUCGCGCUUUGAAAAAAUGAGAUCAGCAAAACGCAGACAACAGACCUAAUGCAGCUCAAAACUUUCUAUUCCAUUUUGCUUUUCACUAGAGGGGUUUUAUUUGUGACCUACUGAUGGCCGCAAUGCCAAUGAUUGUAAAAAAGAAAAAACAAACUUCCCGUGAAAUCUUCCUUGCCAUUUUAUAAAUGCCUAUUUUAACAUCACUUACGGUUCCAGAGAUGCAUAUACUUUUUUCUGACAAGAAAAAGUAAAAGGUGAUGAGGGCAAUUCUGUCCUGCUGUUUUUACAGGCCUUUUUCAAAUGCAGAUUUUGUCAUAAAGUUGUUAUAGAUUUUUAAAAAUGCUUUUUUAAUAUUAAAAUGUACUUUUACAUUCUUAAUCUUUUUUUAGGAAAAAAGUUUGCUUUCUUUGGCUACUUAUUUGAGAAUAACAGUUCUCCAGUUCUUUCUUUGUUUACUCUAUUUUUUUUUAGCCUAUAAAAUUUCAUCAUGGUUUUCCAGGAAAUUAAGCAUACAGUCUCGGCUACAGCAGUUCAUUACACUAUCAUUGUUAACAUCUCUGCUGCAUUUUGUAAUUUGAACACACAUAUAUAAUCAGUGGUAAGUCAUAACUCAGCACAGUGGAGGUUUUUUACUUUAAACAUAAUGAAUAUUCAUUUAUACUGAUUUGUAAAAGCUAGUUUUUAAACACUGAAACAACAUUGCUGAAAUACAGAUUCUUUCAUAAUUGAGCAAUGAGACAAGUAGAUGUAAUUUUGAUUGUUAGCAUUACUGAUUAUAUCUCUAUUUGUAUUCAACAAUAUAGCUCAUAAGUAAUGUAAAAAUAAGUUCAGGUUAUAUCUUUUGCAAAUUUUUUUAGUGCUCUCCAUCUUUACCUAAGUAUAUUUCUUACAUUUUGGUCAUUCCAUUCUUAGUGAGGAGCCAGUUAGUUUGUUGGUGGGAAAAAGCGAAGCAAAGUAGUGAAAAUAAUACUUUUAAUCCCACUAGCCUCAAGAGUUUUACACUUAGACUAGCUCAGUAAUAAAGGAUUGAUUUUUAAAUAGGAAGGAGAUUGGGUAUAUUUAGGAUAUAUAGGAAUUAUGACUUGAUGUGUUUGUAAGAAUAUGAAGACUAUAAAAAUGAGUCAAGACUCAUUCAUAUUAAAAUAGUUGGACUUAAAGAUGUGUUUAAAAAUGAUUUAAAUGUGAUGGGAACUUAGAGAGGUACCUUCAUUUGUCCACUGGAUGUCACUAUUUUACUGAAAGGCAGCUAUUAGUGUAUUACUGACUGAAGUCUUAAAAACAAGAGUUAAGGUUCGUUUUCAAGGAUAUUUGUAUGGUUUUUAAGUGACGUUAAAAUGAAGAUAAUGGAUUGAAAUAUGUAAGGAAUUUAGCAUCGUUAUUGACCCUAUAUUAAAAAAGGGCAUAUUGUAACAUUCCUUCAGGAAGAACAGAAAUGUAUACUUUUUUCUGCAUGUUUGUGAAAAGCACUGUGAGUGUUAAAAGAUUAUUCCAGUUUUCAAUGAUUUUCAGAAUAUAAGUCAAUCAGCAUUGUUAUUUAUCAUUUAGGUAUUGAACACUGGAUUGCAUGGUUGAAUGUGUCUUUAGUCCACUACAAAAAUGUGCUUCUUGUUGACAGGAUCAUGUUAAAUUGUGUAUUUUCAAAAUGUUGAGACCAAAGUAGCAUAGAAAAAUUAUGGAUUUAUUUUAAUUUAAUUGUAAAAUUAUUAGAGGUAUUUGUUGUAGAGCUUUAUAUAUUAAAGAGAGGUAUUGGUGCAUAUAAAAACAGUAAUAUUGUUAUGCUUGUAUUCUUGCAUUACUGGGUAAGUAAACCCUGGAGAAAUCUUAUUUUAGUAUAGCUACAGCUGCAGUAGCUUUUAAGGGCGUGUCAACAUUUCAUUAUAAAUUAUAGCUUCCUGGUUCAGUAUCUCAGCUGUUUCAGAACUUUCAGCCAAGUUAAAUCUUUUUUGGUGUUGAAACUUAGUAAGUUGAGUAAGCUAUUUUUUUUUCUUCUACAGUAAUCCACAAUCUGUUCUUUGUGUGGGUUGGCACUUAUUUAUAAUUCUUAAAAUAAGGAUAGCUUAAAGGAGCCAAAUACAGUAGUUUUGCUUGCUACUGUUGAGCAUGAGUAGCAGUAGUUUGUUUUCAUUAAUGCAGUUUUCACAGUGUAUCCUAGAAUUUUAAAGCCUGGCCAUAAAAAAGUUCAGUCAUUCAGUGACAGAGAUGUGCAGUAGUGAUUAGUACAGUGAGGAAUGAGGGAAAACUUUUGUCUUAACGAAUAAAUGUAUGACUCUUGAACAUAGGAACAUAGUAAGUAUUUAACAGGUGUUUGAUUUGUAAAUUAUAAUUGUAUAUUGCUCCCCACCCAUUCCAUUUAUUUUCUUGGUAUGGAAAAAUGAGUUGACUCAGUGGUUCUCAGCCUUAACUGUAUACUAGAACACCCUACAGAACUUUCUUCCUGUGUUCCAUUCCACACCAGCUAAAUCAGAAUCUCUAAAGGUGAGGUCAAAUGCUUUUUUUUUUUUUCCUUUAAGCUUUUAAGGUGGUUCUAAAGAACAUGUAGGGUUGAGAAUCACUAGUUUCCCCUUUUAUAAAAUGUUCUAAUUACACUGGACUAUGUUUGAAAUAUCAAAAUAGGAUAUUCAGUUUACAGCUAUUACUAAAUAACACCAAAUAUAAUGAUUAUAUUUUAAAUAAUUUUUUUAAGGAAUAAAAGAUAUUUGGCAUUCCUUAUUUAGGAAAUGAUUACGAUCUCCCUUUUUUCUAUUUUUUUAAAUAAAACCUGCCAGUAGUUUUAAAGACAAGCCUUUAAGGCCUGUCAUCUUUCUGCCCUCUUUGCCUUUUAAGCUUACAAAAUUGAAUGUUUUAUUAGAGAAAGCAUGUUUAAAAAUUGCAGAUGAGAAAUAUUGUCAUUGAUGAUUAUGUGCAGUCUUACUAUGGCCACUUUAUCCAUUAGAAUAAUACUAGAUUAUACUGGCCUAAUUCUUUGGAUUUCAUAACUCAGAUGAUUUUUUUAAAAAUUGUCUUCCUCUUCUAAAUUUUUAAGUUACUUUGCUCAAGUACUUAAGUGGUUUGGCUCAAGUACUUCGUUUACAAUUUAAAUAGAUAUAACAUUUAAUAGAAGAAAUGGUUAUGGCUUAUCUGAAAAGAAUGUCAGCAUGUCUUGGUGGUGUAAUUUAAAACAUGUUGUGAAAUAUUUUAUAAUGUGGAAUGAUCAUUGAACUAUCAAGAACUCUAAUCAUUGUAUUUCCUGAAUAAAUGUAUGUUUCUGAAGUUUCUAACUUA